Messenger RNA from Haliaeetus leucocephalus (bald eagle), 4177 nucleotides. RefSeq names its product zinc finger protein 91-like. Gene Ontology annotation, cellular component: nucleus. The coding region runs from base 58 to 3381 and encodes 1107 amino acids. Gene Ontology annotation, biological process: regulation of transcription by RNA polymerase II. Gene Ontology annotation, molecular function: DNA-binding transcription factor activity, RNA polymerase II-specific; RNA polymerase II transcription regulatory region sequence-specific DNA binding. The transcript has 4 exons. NCBI's taxonomy places the organism in Eukaryota, Metazoa, Chordata, Aves, Accipitriformes, Accipitridae. The record is from RefSeq and is a predicted model, not a curated record.
CGCUGCGGCCGAGGGUGUUUGAUUCCCGAGCGCAGCCAGCCGGGCCCGGGCCGGGAGAUGUCGGUGGGGCAGGGGACGUCGGAGCCGGCGGACGGUAACGAGUCGGAUGUCUUUGAAAUUGUCCUCCCCAUCACCGUGCUUGUGCUGAGCGAUGAUGAUUUUCUCCACGGCGAUGCCGAGGAGCACGCGGUGUCGUUUCCAGAGUUGAAGAAGGAGGAUGAGCAAGAGGUUAACUUGAACAGUGGCGUUUUCCUGAAAAGUAAUGUGACGCCUUCAAAUGACAGUAACAGUUUAAGCGUUUGGGAAGAAAAAACAGCUUCAAAUAAGGAUAGUCAUACGGAAUAUUCUGAAGAAAAAUGGGUUGCUGAGAGUGUGUGUAACGGAUCAAAGUCACCUUUAAGUGAUUGGUGUGAUGCAGGCAAGGAUAAAUAUAGUCAAAAUUAUGUGUUGCCUACAUCGUCUUGCAGAACAGAGCUUACAGAGAUAACUGAAACCAGUGUCGGAAAAGAAGGUGGUGGUGAUGACGGCUUUCAGAAGAUUCCUCCUCUCCUUUCUUCUGCUGGCAACGAGGGUAGAGAUGAGACCAUCAAGACAAGCAGACGGUUGACCGUGGCAGCGAUAUCCAGACAUGAAGAGGAACUUGUUAGUGUUGCAAGUGUUCUUUCUGAUGGUUGUCAAGAGGAACAACCAGAGAUCCACAAGGAGAUGGAGACAAUUGUUGAAAUGGAAGAUCCUGAUUCUUCAGAGAAUGGAGACAAUGAAGCUAAUAACAGAAAGAGAAGCAAAUUUGAAGAUGUAAUUCUGACUUCUCUUUUGGAACAUGGCUUGAAAGAAGAACGAAAACUUACUUAUACGUGUUCUGCUCCAUUUCUUAAUAGAUGUUCUUUGACUUCAGAAGAACUGCUAAAAGAUGUAGGGAAACCAGAGAUGAAUGCUUCUACUUCUGCUGAAUCAAAUACUACUGGAGAGCAUAUUUAUAAGACAUUAACACCAUUUCCUAAAAAAAGGUAUCGGCAACAAAAUGUUGUUUCUCCUCAUGAAGACCCAAAGGAAUUCCAAAGCCAGCAGACAGGUUUAGCGUGGCUAAGUAAUAGUGUGACCAUCAAACCUUUUUCUAAAGCAUCUUGUUCUAUAAAUAAGCAUGAAAGAUUGAAGUGCAGGUUUUGUAGUUCUGUAUAUAAAUGCAGUGCACAUCUAAAGAAGCAUGUUUAUUCAGCUCAUAAAGAUAAGAAAAUACAUAAAUGCUGUUUUUGUAAAAGAACCUUUUUCUUUUCUGCCAACCUUAAGAAUCACCUUAAAUUUCAUAAGAAAAUGACUAGAUUGCAAAAGGCAAGAAGAAAUAGAAUAAAUGCAAGAAAAGUUAGGCAGAGAUCUAAAGAAAGAAAAUCUGACGCCAAGAAAAAAGAAAGUAAAUACGAGAAAUUUUUCAUCAAAAUUGAAAGGGACUUUACACCUCUGGGUGUUCCAGUUACUUUUUCCUGCAAACUUUGUUUGUUUGCUUCAUCAAAUCCUAGAGUUUUUAUUCAUCACAUGAAGGGACAUAAAGAGAGACCACCUUACCAGUGUCCUCAAUGUGAUUACUCCUGCAUUAGCUUAUCCUACCUGUUAAAUCACAUGUACUGGCAUGCUGGGUAUAAGCUGUACCAGUGCAGGUUUUGCACCUUUUUGUCGUUAUAUUUUGCAAGCAUGGUAAGGCAUAGCUACAUACACACAGGGGCUAAACCAUAUUCCUGUGAGUUUUGCCAGUCAGCAUUCACAAGCACCACUGGGUUAAAGAGACACAGAAGAUUACAUGCAGGCAAAGAAACAUGCCAAGGGCAGCAACUUGAUGCCAUAAGUGAAAGAAAGAGAACUCAGAGACCUUUAAAGAGUUAUACAUGUGAUGAGUGUAACGUAGUGUUUUACACUAGAGGACAUCUAAGCUUUCAUAAGAAAUUCCAUGAACAGCUUAAGGCUACUGCUAAUGGUUAUACGAGUCAGAGCAAUGAACAUCUUAAAAGCAAAAUAUGCAAAGUUGCCAGUGAUUCCCAGGAUCAUGUUUCUCUGUCUCUUUCUGGUAAAGAAAAUGAUUGUCUUAGUGGGGGGAUGCUGGCUUCAGAAGUAGACUUUGAGCAGGCAGGUGAUGUGCAGGGCAAUGAGAAAAUGUGCUCUGGGAAGAAAUUCCCUGAAAACAGCCAUGGAAGUGACAGUUUACGUAUUACUGGGAAUAGAUCAGAAGUUCCUCUGAAUUCAUACAAAAUGGACACUGUCAUUUGCAAAGAGGAACCUCUCUUCAACUCCAAGGCCUCUGAUUCACAAGAUCAAGAUGAUGAUGCAUAUAAUGAAUUUGUGGAAAACUUAAAGGAUACGUGGCCUUCCAGUUUGUCUGCAUUCAAAACGUACAAGUGCCAACACUGCAGUUAUGCUACUGCUGUUCAUAGCGACUUUAAGCUGCACCUAAAAAUGCAUAGAGAUGAAAGGCUAUAUGUAUGUAAAGAAUGUAAUAAGACAUUUAAAACAUCAAACCAUUUGCAGAAACACAGCCUUAUUCAUAUAAAGAAUGGAUACGAGUUUGGCCAUUGCCUCUAUGCAGAUAGCCAUUUAGAGAAUCUUGAAUUGCAUCAUGAAAUCCAUGUAGGCCUGUGUCCAGAAGGAGAUUUUGGUUCCUCAGAAGGUUCAACCAGUGUCCAUUCCUUGCUUGGUUCAGAAGUCUGUGGAGUACAGCCAGAUGUCCAGUGGGGCAAAGAAAAUGAUUUGCUAGCACAAAGUCAGCCACGGUUCUAUCAGUGUGCAGAGUGUGAGUACACUACUUACGUUUUAAGCAACCUUGAACUACAUGUAAGAACUCACACAGGUGAGAAACCUUACAGCUGCAGUGUUUGUCAGAAGAAGUUUCGUACUUCCAGUCACCUGAAAAGACACAGGGUCACCCAUUUUAAUAUGGAGCAUCUCAAGUGCAGGAACUGCGACUAUUCAACAAACAAAUGGCUGUCCUUGAAACAGCAUCUGGCUUCACACUGUUGUGAGGAAAGCUCAUCUACUGGCUGUCUCUACGAUCAAAAGCAGCUACCUGUCAAAACGUACACGUGUGACGAGUGUGGCUAUUCCACAGCCCACAAUGGUAACUUGAAGCCACACUUGAGAAUUCAUACAGGGGAGAAGCCAUUCAAGUGCAAUCAGUGCGCUGUUGCUUUCCGCACAUCUAGCCACCUGAAACGCCACUUACUGACUCAUUUAAAGUUGCACUGCAGAAGGUGUAAAUUUUCUACGGUAGAUAAACGUGCUUUCCAAAAGCAUGUAAAAACACACAAAAAAAAGUACAAGUGUGUAAACUGUAAUGUGAUGCUGCCUACCAAAAAACUUUUGGAAAAGCAUAAGCGGCAUCAUGGGCUUGGAAUAUAAUAUCUUGCAGAGGCUUUCUGGUAACGUAGGAGCCAGGUUGGAAACGGUUUCCCAGAGAGGUGGUGGAGUCUCCCUCCUUGGAGAUGUUCAGAAGCCGUCUGGACGUGGUCCUGGGCAGCCGGCUCUGGGUGGUUCUGCUUGAGCAGGGCUUUGGACCAGGUGACCUCCAGAUGUCCCACAGCCAUUCUGUGAUUUGGAACGCAAUUUUCCAAGAGUGGAUUGAACUCAAGAGUGGAUGCAUGUAUUUAAGGCCAGAUCAGCAAAGGUAUUUAAGUGAUCUAGUUCUUUCUAGCUGUAGUAAAAUCAGACAAGUAAGUGUCUGUGACUGAACCCUGGUAGUUACAGAUGUCUUUCCUACAAGCUGGGAAGUCGCUACUUGGGAAUGAGUGAUUCAGAUCUUGGAAUGAUUGAGCUAACUGCCUGAUAGAGUUGUGAGAAAGAACAACAUUAUCCUGAUAUGAAUAAAGAAAAGCACUUCUGGGAAAUAACAACAGUGUUACACAAGCAUGGAGGAAUUUUUAUCUGCAUUACUGUACAAUUCUGGUCAUUUGAAGAAAAAUUCAAAAGAACAGGUACAAAGAGGAAACAAAAAUGGUGAAGAGGAUUGUAAGCCUAUAUAUCAGAGACUAGGAAAGCUAAAUCUGAUGGAGAAUGAUUGUUUACAAGUAUGGUGUACAAUGAGGAAAAAGGGAGCUCCAUUUAAGGGGGAUAAAUUAAUUGAAGGACAUUUUUAAAAGAGUUUGUAAACAGCAUAAGUUUCUUUUAGUUGUAAGAAAGAACAACAGAAGACAUUUUU